Messenger RNA from Pseudomyrmex gracilis, 2783 nucleotides. Its product is annotated as poly(ADP-ribose) glycohydrolase-like. Gene Ontology annotation, molecular function: poly(ADP-ribose) glycohydrolase activity. Lineage: Eukaryota; Metazoa; Arthropoda; Insecta; Hymenoptera; Formicidae. Bases 181 to 2442 code for a protein of 753 amino acids. The transcript is spliced from 11 exons. Gene Ontology annotation, cellular component: nucleus; cytoplasm. Gene Ontology annotation, biological process: ATP generation from poly-ADP-D-ribose; nucleotide-sugar metabolic process; regulation of DNA repair. The record is from RefSeq and is a predicted model, not a curated record.
AGACUCAUCUCUAGAGAAGUUUGGUCUCGUAAUUUUUUCGUUUAAAUCAAAAGCGUGCGGAGUCACUACAUGUAGCACCAAGAUACCUGUUGUGCCAAACUCUGGACUGUUUCGCAUUUUUGGCUGUGUGUAUAUUACGUGUUUUUUUUUUUUUUUUUACCUGUGAAGUAUAUAUACAAAAUGUCAGAUGUGGAAAUGACAAUUGACGAACCGUUGUCCCCGGAUUUAUUCUCAGACGCAAUGGAGGAAGUACUGGACACCCCCAAUGUCAAUUCAACUGCUAGUUCCAUGUCUAUUGGUCCUAACGAGCCAGAGCCUUCCGUACCUGAAUGGAAAUGCAUGAGUUUGGAAGAAAUAAACAAAGGUCUUGGCGUGUACGAUUUUCAAGAGCAUCCACCAAUUGUUGCUUCUUCUUGUCACACUGUGCUGUUCAUGUUGCCAUUACCUACUAACGGACCGCUGAAACCAUAUCCAACGCAUCAAAUUGACAAGUGGAGUCAAGAUUACGUACGAAUGCCUUAUUCCGCGCAUAGUUUAUAUCCAAUAAAACAGGAAGGUAAAAAAAAUUCCUACAGAAACAGAUGGGAAGUUAUUCAGGAAGCUUUACUCAGGAACAUAAUUACCAGCCAACAGUUGGAAAGUGCUAUACUGUCGUACAAUGAUUACACACAGCGCUGGAAUUUUGCAGCGCUUCAUCAUUUCUUUUCAGAGGUUAUGGAAGUGGAAGAGACAAACCUUUUUUUCGAAACCUUACUGCCAAAACUGGUCCAACUUGCUUUGCAACUUCCUGUGCUGUUAACUGGCGCAGUGCCUCUAUUGAAACGUCACACCAACGGCUCUAUCAGCUUAAGUCAGCUUCAAGUAGCAUCGUUGUUGGCAAACGCAUUUUUCUGUACAUUUCCUAGACGAAAUUCCAGACAACUGGAAUAUGUGUUAUUUCCUGAUAUUAAUUUCAACAGAUUGUUUGCAGCUUUUACCAAAAAGAGACGUGGGCGAAGUGAGUCAGUCAUAGAGAAAAUCAAAUGUAUUCUUCAUUACUUUAGAAGAGUAACAUCUAAAGCACCCGAAGGUGUAAUAACAAUUGAAAGACGUUACAUUCCCCCGGAAAAUUGUCCAAAGUGGGACGCGCUUCGUCAGAAAUUGCCACCGUUGCAUAUAACGAGUAAAGGUACAAUUGAAAAUGAAGGAGCCGGAAUGCUCCAAAUGGAUUUUGCAAACAGAUACAUCGGUGGGGGCGUGCUAGGUUUCGGUUGUGUGCAAGAAGAAAUUCGGUUCGUCAUAUGUCCGGAACUUCUAGUCACUAUGUUGGUUACGGAAGAAUUAGACAAGACAGAGGCGCUCAUCGUCAGUGGCGUCGAGCGUUACAGCAAAUACGAAGGUUACGGUAACACUUUCAAGUGGACAGGCAACUUUAUCGACGAUACACCAAGGGACAGUAGCGGCAGACGUAUGACAUCUAUCGUUGCCAUUGACGCCCUUUUUUUCAAACAACCUCAAUUGCAAUUCAAAACAGAUAACAUAAUCCGUGAACUUAAUAAGGCGUAUGUCGGAUUCGCUCGACCCAAUGCUCAAACUAAUCUGCCCGCAAUCGCGACAGGAAACUGGGGAUGUGGAGUGUACCGUGGGAAUCCAAAAUUGAAGGUGUUGAUACAGUUGAUGGCGGCGGGAAUUUCAUCACGAUCUGUGGUUUAUUUCACUUUCGGAAACACAGAAUUGAGAGAUGAUGUGGCGACCAUGUACACGCAUCUGGUUCAACAUGAUAUCGACAUAGGACGACUUUAUUCAAUAUUAUUGGAGUAUCAGCGAGAACCUGCUUCUUCGGAUUUUUAUUGUUUCUUAUACAACAGAAGUAGGAUAAAAUCGUUGAGCAAUCAUUUCCCUGCAAAAUCGCAAAGUCCGUUGGCGAGUUUACGCAAGAAGAAUGAAAUCGCGACUCCAAACAAAAAUGUCGAUAACAAGCGUUAUCAUUGUUCGAAAGAUAAGAAAAAGGAAACGAAGGAAGAACAAAUCAUUAAUUGGCUCGAGAGUUGCGAUGACGACAACAGCAGCGAUAACGCUACACUGAACACGGGGAAUCUUUGCGAUGACAAAAUCACAAUUCCGAACAAAGGAACGAACGAUCGUAAAACCGCACAGUACAGUGAUAUAGAAAACAAUCAUUUUAUAAACACUUACAUCGUUGAGGAAGAAAACAAAACAAGCAAAUUAACAGAUAAGUCAGACAACAACGUGAACCUCUUGACCUUGGAAGAUUCGACUGCUCCAAGUACCACUCCGGAUCAAGACGUUCCGAAGAAAAUGAGAUCCGAAUUGUUGGAAUCUACGGUUUCGAAUGACAGUAAAUCUGUAAAAAAACACUCCCUGGAAUUGUGUAAACAAAACUCACUCUCGAAAAAAAGUGGCCAAAAAAAAAUCUCUGACUUUUUUCAACGAAUAUCUUAAGAAAACUAUUCCAAUAUCAAUUAGCUCACUUAAUAUUAUUAUACUUGUAAACACAUAUUGUGUACCAUUUUGAACUGAUUUGAAAGGUGAAAUAAUAAUAUUCGUAAUUACUCUGUUGAGUAAUGAGUUCUUAAUUUAAAACAAAAUUAGAAAAGAUAAAAUAUGAAAAUUAUUCUUGGAAUGGUGCAGUCUCAUACUGACAAAGAAGGUGAGAAAUGCUCACUUUUUCAUCCACAAAAAUGUAAAAAACUGUUAAAAUUGUAUACAAAUGUACAAAAUGUACCAUGUACUUGAAAAUUGUAUUAUAUAACUUUUUUUUUGAAAAACAAUAAAAAAAUUGA